Molecule: messenger RNA, 1483 nt
Organism: Neocloeon triangulifer
Lineage: Eukaryota; Metazoa; Arthropoda; Insecta; Ephemeroptera; Baetidae
Product: ankyrin repeat and MYND domain-containing protein 2
Exons: 8
Coding region: 233-1402 (389 amino acids)
Molecular function (GO): protein binding
Source: RefSeq, a predicted model, not a curated record
UCCUCAAUCUUCUCCUUUAUUAUUGUUUUUGAAGUUUCUCGUCUUUUCGCUUCGUGUUUCGUGCUGUGAGAGAAAAGAAAAUAAUUUUACAAGCAGAGAUAGCUGACAACCGGUGAGCACGAGAGAAAAGAUAGCUCGAAAAUUUUGAAAUCCAAGAGACUUCUAAAAACUCUAGAAAAAACGUGCCAAAAAGUAUUCUGUCUAAAGUCUGAGGGACCAAGAAGAACUUGACAUGGAGUUGAGUGAAGAACAGCUUCAGGCGUCGCAAAAAGUCACCGAUAAUGAUAGUGCAGGACUGCAGGCGAUUCUUUCCAAUAGGAAAUUUGACAUCGACUUUGUCGACUCGAAUGGAAUGACACUCCUGCAGCACGCCGUGUACAAAGGAAAUAAGGAAAUUGCCCAGCUCCUUAUUGAUCAGGGUGCUGAUGUGAACUCUGGCAAACACGAGCACAACUACUCAGCUUUGCAUUUUGCAGCUCUUUCCGGCAAAGAAGAGGUUUGCUCGUUGCUUUUGCAGCACGGUGCCAAAAGCCAAGCAUUCAACUCAGUGAAGCGCACACCAGCUCAGAUGGCUGCGUUUGUCGGAAAUCAUGGUUGUGUGGCAGCCAUAAAUAAUUUCAUCCCUCGGUCCGAAAUCGAUUAUUUCAUUACUCCCAAAGGACUUGAGAAAGAACCAAAACUUGACCCCUCCCUUGCUGAUCCUCUACACAAAUUUGUGAUGCAAGUCAAUAUACAUCCAGUUGGUGUGCUGAUGUAUCUUCAAAACAGCAGGUCACUAGUUGAGAAUCACAAACAGGUGAAAUCAGUCCUUGGUCUCAUGUGCGAAAAAGAGAUGAAGCGGGGCUCCGAAACUAAUGAGGUUCUAUCAUUCAAAUUCCACUGGCUCUUGAGUGUUCUCGAGGAAAUAGCCAUGGCCGAAGAGUCCGAAGCGAGGGAGAAGGACAAGGACAGGGAUGUUUUAGACAUUUGCAUAAAGAAACUCAUCAAGCCGACUGGUUUGGACCAAUUUGUCAGAAUUUCCGUUCGUCGAUUUCCUUUUAUGGAAUGCACCCUUUUCAUGCAAAUUGCCAAUGGGAUUGCCUCUGCAAUUAAAGAUCCUCACUAUGAGCCAGGCUGCUUGAUUUCCGUGGUCACUUCUGCAAUUAACGGUCACCGUGGCUUUGCCACCGACUCUCAAUGCAGUGCAUGUGGCAACGAAAAAGCCAACAGGCGAUGCUCUCGAUGCAAGAAGGAGGUUUACUGUGGACCUGAAUGCCAGAAGGUGCACUGGGGUCUGCACAAGAAGACGUGCACUCCUGCUAAAGCGGAGGAUAAAGACAACAAAUCCCUGCAGGACACAGACAAAGCAAACAUCGCUGACCUUGUUUCUCAACAACUUAGUCAGACUCUUGAAGUUAAAUGAUAGUAUUCCAAUUUUAAUAUGAUAUCAUUUUCUGGUGUUCGCUUGAGAAAUUUAAAAAUAAAUAUUAUGCAUUUGUUUCCA